Molecule: messenger RNA, 3485 nt
Organism: Clarias gariepinus (North African catfish)
Lineage: Eukaryota; Metazoa; Chordata; Actinopteri; Siluriformes; Clariidae
Gene: ikzf1
Product: IKAROS family zinc finger 1 (Ikaros)
Biological process (GO): regulation of transcription by RNA polymerase II
Molecular function (GO): DNA-binding transcription factor activity; RNA polymerase II cis-regulatory region sequence-specific DNA binding
Source: RefSeq, a predicted model, not a curated record
ACAGUAUUGUUAGUGAAAUCAGGUAACAAGAAGAGACCCUGAGUGCUACUCGCUCUCUUGAGAGAGACUAAAUGAAUAACUCAUGAAGGGUCCACUCUGCUCAUCCCAUCUCAUGCAUGGGUGCCAGCGCUACUCUACUGGCCGCUCUCAUUGACUGGCACGACGCAGGGUGCCAGGGGCUUGCGGGAGCCGCUCGGCCUGUGGAAAAUAAAAGCUUGCGGGAGGUUUCGGCUGAUUGCAGACGCGUAGGCAUGCUGGGCUGGAAGGAGGAAGUGCAGUGGGGAGGAGGGGAGGGACCGCGCAUCCCCAGCGCCUCCGCGCCGCCUCGGACUGCGCCACAUGGAGCGGUGCGCGCCUGGAACAGCUUCAUACUGCACCCGAGCCGAGGACUAACAGAGUACCUGCACAGGAUGGAAACCGAAGAGGCACAGGAAAUGUCCCAAAUAGCAGGGACAGACAGCCCCACUACUAAUGAGGGGGCAGAAGAGCAAGAGGAGGCUAUGCCUGUCCCUGAGGACCUGUCCACUAGCACAGGUCUCCAGAACAAUAAUCGCACCGACAAACCAACAGCCUGCAAUAUAAAAGUUGAGGCUCGGAGUGAUGAGGAGAACGGGCUGGCCGCUGAGAUGAAUGGCGAGGAAGAGGAGUGUGUGGCCGAGGACUUGCGCAUGCUCGAUGGCUCAGGGGCCAAAGUGAACGGCUCCCACGCAGGCCCAGACAGCAAGCCAGCGCCCGCCUACCCUAUGGCCGGGGGCAUCCGCCUCCCCAAUGGGAAGCUCAAGUGUGAUAUCUGUGGAAUAGUUUGCAUUGGGCCCAAUGUGCUGAUGGUGCACAAGCGAAGCCACACUGGUGAAAGGCCCUUCCAGUGCAGUCAGUGUGGGGCCUCCUUCACUCAGAAAGGCAACCUCCUACGCCACAUCAAACUUCACUCUGGAGAGAAACCCUUUAAAUGUCAUCUAUGUAACUAUGCUUGCCGCCGAAGAGAUGCCCUUACCGGACACCUCCGCACACAUUCUGUUGGAAAGCCCCACAAGUGUGCAUAUUGUGGACGCAGCUAUAAGCAGCGAAGCUCACUGGAAGAACACAAAGAACGAUGCCACAACUACCUGCAGUGCAUGGGCCUUCAGAACAGCAUCUACUCAGUGAAGGAAGAGAACAGCCAGAGUGAGCAGAGGGAAGAAUUAAACCUGGCUGCGUCUGAGAGAGCCUUGGUGCUAGACAGAAUAGCAAACAAUGUAGCUAAGCGUAAGAGCUCUAUGCCACAGAAGUUUGUAGGUGAGAAGCGUUUCGCUGACCUCUCAUUUGAGAGCAACUCAGGUGAGAUGAUGCAGCCGUCAGCAGUGAUUGACCAGGCAAUCAACAGCGCCAUAAGCUACCUAGGAGCUGAGGCUCUGCGGCCACUGGUUCAGACCCCACCAGGCUCGACAGGCGAUAUGGUAGUCAGCCCCAUCUACAACAUUCAAAAGUCCCAAACGUCUGAGAGCAACGGAUUGUCGGCUAAAGAUAGCGCAGCCGAGAACUUGCUCCUGCUUUCCAAGUCCAAGUCUGCAAUGAGCGAGAAAGAUGGCUCACCCAGUCACAGUGGCCAGGACUCCACUGACACCGAGAGCAACAAUGAGGACCGGGCUGCUGGUGGAGGAGGACCGACGGCAAGUGGUCUUAUCUAUUUGACCAAUCAUAUGGCUCCAGGAGCACGAAAUGGUGCUUUGCCCCUGGUGAAGGAAGAGCAGAGGCACUUUGAGUCUCUGCGGGCGGUGGGAAUGGAGCUGGGCAUAGGAGUGUCUACAGAAGGCUUUAAAGUGCUAAGUGCUGAUGGUGAGGAAGUGAGGGCGUAUCGCUGUGUUCACUGCAGGGUGCUCUUCUUGGACCAUGUCAUGUAUACCAUUCACAUGGGAUGCCAUGGCUUCCGAGACCCCUUUGAAUGCAAUCUAUGUGGCUACCGCAGUCAGGACCGCUACGAGUUCUCCUCACACAUCACACGUGGAGAACACCGCUACUGAGCGAUUAUGUACGCGCCCACACCUACACACAUACAUCGGUAUAGUGAUACCAGCAUUCCAACACACAUACAGUCAUCAGUUAUAUGGCAUUUGUAAUAUUGUUUUUUUAAUGCAUUGUCUGAUCACUGUGUGCAUGCUGAAAGGGUCAAUUAUUAAUUUAAUAUACACUGAUUACUGUAGAGAGAUGUAAAUAGAAUUCAUUGCCAUGUCUAUUUUUCUACAACUGUGUGAGUUACUGAUAAAUAUAUAAUUGAAAAUUGAAAAUUGAAAUCAAGGUAAAUAGUUUUCAAAAACAACCCUAUGUAUUUUUUGUUUCUCUGAAUUCAUUGAUAAAAUAACCCUGGUUUGGAAGCCGCAUUCGAUAGAUUUAAAUGACUACAUUGAAUUUGCAUUUAUAGCCAAUCUUAAAAAAAAACCAAGUAGCAUUUCGGGAGAACACGUUAGUUUGGCUCAAUAAGAAAUUGUGUUAUUUUGUUUGUAAAUUGGAAAUCACUUCUACAAUUCUACUUGUAUAUGUAAAUAUACAGAUUUUUAAAACUGUUAAAAUACAGUUUCAAGUGUUAGUGUGAACAUAAAGAUAUACGGCAAUAACGAUUGUAUCCACUUCCAAUCAACAGUUUGGACAUGCUAGUUUGAAUAUUUUAUAUGUAUCAUUGUCUUGAACAGUGGUUCUCAACAGGUGCCCCUGCCCUGCACAUUUUUGUGUUUUCCCUGUGCUCUACCAUACACAUUUAGCCUAUUAAUUAGCGAUUAAUUAAAUAAGCUGUGCUGGGAGAUGAGAGAACGCUAAAAUGGAGCAGAGUUGAGAACCACUGGUCUUGAAGACUGUUUAAAAGAACUAUUGAAAUUUCAAAGACAAAUGUAAAUAAUGAAGUUACAAUUUUUGUAUGUAUCUUUAAUAGGCCAUUUAUUAUUAAUACAAAUAAGUGCUGGCUGUAUUAAAUUUGAAAUUAAAUAGUUUUCACGAAAAGUGUUUAUUAAAAACUUUAGAGAAAGCAGUUGAAACAACCGCUGCCUUUGUGAGAACAUUAGGAGAAGUCUCCUGUUCUCGUGAAUCUGGCUGAGAAAAUGCAGAGGAUCUGCAAAGCUUCAUCAGGGUUACUAUUAAUUAGCUAAAAUCUAAAAGAGGUUUGGGGAAUAUGGGGAAUAACCCAAUAUUUCUAUUUUCACUAUUGUUCUAAAAUAGAAAAUGGUUAAAAAAAAUUAUAAUAAUACUAUUCAAUGACCUGGUAUGUCUAAACAUUUGACUGGGAGUGUACUUCUUGUAUCAGCAGUAUUGAGAACUUAACACUUCUCAAAACUAAACUCCCCUUCCUGUAUGUAUUAUGAGCAAUUAUUGUUCUGAAGUAUUUCUUUUUUUAUAUUGAUUUUUUGUUUUUGUUGUAUUAUUAUUUAACCUUAGAUUUACACAGAAUUGGACACAUCAUCAUCAUCAGUGCUGAAAUAUGCUUGCAAAGUAUCAAUAAAAAAUACAUUCAACCAGUG